CUUAUAGUAAGUUGUAGAUUUUUCGUAGCUGCAAGUUCCUCUAUAGCGGAAAGCAGAUUUUUUUCUGGAAGAAAACAAGCAAAAAGGCAAGGUCAGCACUUGGAUCCUACCAUCGAUAGAAAUUGCAGGAACCGUUGAUCGUAGAGAUUUUUUCAACGAGAAGAUAUAACUACAACAAGCUCAAUAAAAAUGGCCACCAUGACUAGUCAGCACCAGACCUCAAUCCGCGAACGCGAACAUUUUGAGACGGAGAAGCAGACGGAAAUCCAGUUUCGCCGAGCGCCCCGGGAUGUCGAAAUAUCGUCCUCCGCGGUCGAGGCAAAGCGCGCCGCACCGAGCAGAAAAGCGCCCACGCCGGUGCUCUCUUCCACGAGUAAGGCGCGGGCGAGCAGCGGAAGGUCGGGGGUACCCGGAGGACCGCCUAGUGCGGAACUACAAACAGCAGGGGGACAUCAACUGCCAGUAGGCGUACGAGACUCCUCAUCCAGGGAGCGACCGAGCAUCACCCCCUCAAAAGUGGAAGCCAAGCCCGCAAAUCCAACGCCAACGCGGGGGCGGAGUUCCGGAACUUCGGCGAAGGCAGGCUCGUCGGUUAGCAGCAAGCAGAAAUCCAGUGCAGCCAGCAGCGUGGAGCGCGAGCAGCGGCCCACGAACAGGACCUCGUCGGCUUCGAAAACGAAGGAAAAAGACCGGGAUUCGCUCGCGGGAAGCGCCGGCAGCGCGGGGCAGGAGAUCCUGUCGACGUUCGCGAAAAAUGUGGACGCGAAACUUUCGGAGGUACUUAUGGAUGAUUUUCGAUCGUUCGUGAGUUUUCUGAUGCGGAAAGGAAAUUGGAAUUCUGAUUUGUGAUCUUGCAAUUUGGUGGUCAUGUUGUAAUCCCACGUUGUCACGUUAGAAACCAAACCUCGAUAUCAAUUGUCCAGGGACCAAAGAAGAUUUCGAGCGGAAGGCGUCCCCCAGGGACGAAAGAAGAGGAUGCCGUCCAGUACGUCCAGAGCUUGGAAGCUCGGGAGUUUUCGAAGGUAUGAAUUUUUGUGAUGUUGCUGCUCCGGAUUAAGCAGCAUGCCACCACAGUGCAGACGCUUAGAUCGUACAAGUUGAGGAAGCAUACACAACAUCGAACAUCAGUGGAAAAUUUGCUUUUUCCGUCUAUCAGGAAUACAACACCGACGACAUGAGCGAGCGGGUGGCAGGGAUUCCCUCCCAAUCCACGGCGAUUUCCAACCGGACCGCUGCGCUCGCCAUGCACGGCGCACCGAUGCCCGCUGCAGCCCAGCAAUUACCACCGACGAAUUUUUCCCUCCGGUCCAACGCCGCCAACGGCUCGGCAAGUCUGCGACCGAGGAUGGAUCAGGUGCAGCAACAGCAAUCCGUUGCUGCUGUCACGCCACAAGUCGUGGUGGCCAACAACAAUCAAACCGCAACUGGUGUGACCCCAGCACCGAAGAAAUCUUUCACUCCCGACCCCGUGCCCGCGACAGCGGCCGAUCCCGCUCUCCGCCCGCCGCUCGGGUCCGAUGACGACAGUUGCCAGAGUGUACCGACAGAAAUUGUGGAGCGCGGGAGACUCCAGCGGCCGCAGCUGAAUAUGCCGAUGCUGAACCGCGCACCGAAGAUCGGGGGAGGUAGUUCCUCGGGAACGGUGAGAAGUAGGUCGCAGCAGCUGAACGCGCGGAGAAUACCCGGGCUGGUUCCAGAGCAAACAAGGCAGUACGCCGCAACCCCCACGAUGGAAACGAGCAACGGCGGGCUGGUGCGGCCGCAGGGGAGUAGUAGCAGUUCCGGUUCAACAGCAGGUUCUACGCAGCAACCGCAGGCAGUCGGGGAUGUUCAACCAUUAGGAAGUGCUGCUUCGAGGAUGGCAGCAUCUAGAGGCACUACCGGCGAGCAACAGAACGUGGAUCUCUCGGUGGCGCAGCAGCAGCAGCAGGUUCUAGCGCAGCAGCAGCAGACGCAGCAACUUCCGCAUCAGCUCCAGAUGAACAGACCACCAACGGGACUAGCGCCAGCGUCGAGCUCGACAUUCCAAGCGAACAUACCGAUGCCGCAGAAUCCUUCCGCUACCUCAUCAUUCAUCGCGAAGUCACCGAUGUAUUCGAAUCAGCCGCAGUUUGCCGCCGCGUCUCCGUCAUUCCUGCAGCCACCGGGUGGGCAAGGAUUCGUUCUGCAAAGAUCAAACUUCCAGCCCCCAGCACGGACGCCGCUCAUACAGCCGACCGCGAGCGCUGUGCCACCACCGAAAGCAGCUGGUGCGCCGGCUGCUGCAAAUGGGGGUGCAGCAGGGGCGGAAAUCGACGAGAGCCCGAUACCGGAUCUCUUAUGCAUAGACUUCGACGACUGCCUCGCUAUGGGCCACCUGUACCGCGAGGAGCCAGAUCCCGCGGAGUGGGCGAAAAACAAUUUUGGGGAUGAAACCCGGGUGGAUUAUUUGAAGUUCCACCUCAGAAGGAUACGUCUGACGAAACCGAGUAUAAAUUUGUGUUGCUUAGUGAUUCAUUUCGACGUGAAGCAUAAUUGGGAUACAACUAGACUAUGACUUCAUCAACUAAAAUUUGAAAAUCCGAUAUCACUCCUGAAAACAACAAGAACUCAUCCCAGGUAUCAAGAUCUGCGUGAUGACUUUGAACCAGACGGAGCGAGUCGUGGCCGCGCUGAAGCAGUGGGAGAUGGACUCUCUGUUCGACAAAGUGUUCGGCUCGGACGUGCCGCCCUUCAACAGUAGCAAGGCCGCUCGGAUGGGCACGCUGAUGAGUAACAUUCCCGGGGCCCGGACGGGGUUGCUCAUCGACGACAGCGCCAGCAACAUUGCGCAGGCUGCGGAGUACGGGUUCGCGACCAUCCAUGCCAAGCACAUCACCGCGGAAGUGCUUGUCCGGGUGCAGACGGGGCAAUACACGAAACCGGUGGUGCCGAGGGCGUGACGUGGCUGGGGUUUUGCUGGUCCUCGAGGACCAGCCUCGAGCUGUCAUCUCAACCUACUGCUGAGCUUCCCCGAGCUACUCGAUCCUCGUCGCGGCCCUCCAGGAUAGGGACGACCACCUGGAGCAGCAGCUUUAUCGAAUGUACAACUCUACUUCCAAUAAAAGCCUUUUUGUAGUUCCAUCAACAAUGAACUUCGAAAUAUUAAAACCUUCAAUACAUUCCAAAGAAAUCGUCAAAAGUUUUUCCAAAUACGCCAUUGCUUUUUGAAAAUUUGAUCACAUGAAAAUAAACCACAAUACAUAAAAAGAGACUUGUAUGUUGUUGCUUUUUUCGAUUCAACACCCUGUAUAGCUACCUUUGUUGUGACUACGGGCUCCUGUCGCUUGCAGUUGUAUCGGGAACGGGGACAGUUUUUGAGCAGAAGCUGGAAGUAGUUUUUUGCACACUCCCUCUUCUCUGUUCGACCACAAGAUAAACUCGACCUUUGUACGAACUGUAAAAACGACGUCGAACAACUUUUUUGCAACUUAUGGUUUGCACCACUCAUUUGGAAAAGCGAGCUGCUCGCUGUCAUAAGAAAACACGUAAAAGAACUUGUACUCAUUUUUAAUGCGGGUUGUACAAUACAACCGGCACGCUG
This is a messenger RNA of Amoebophrya sp. A120, 3562 nucleotides long. The record is from the annotation of a GenBank genome assembly. NCBI's taxonomy places the organism in Eukaryota, Dinophyceae, Syndiniales, Amoebophryaceae.